This is a messenger RNA of Clarias gariepinus (North African catfish), 1440 nucleotides long. It is a transcript of the gene osgepl1, whose product is annotated as O-sialoglycoprotein endopeptidase-like 1. Gene Ontology annotation, cellular component: mitochondrion. Gene Ontology annotation, biological process: tRNA threonylcarbamoyladenosine modification. The record is from RefSeq and is a predicted model, not a curated record. The coding region runs from base 183 to 1400 and encodes 405 amino acids. The transcript is spliced from 7 exons. Lineage: Eukaryota; Metazoa; Chordata; Actinopteri; Siluriformes; Clariidae.
UGAAAGGUGACGUGAAUGUGAAAUACGGCGUUUAUUUGCGAUGAGUUUAAAACGUGGUUUUAGUGUUUUGACAAGAAGUGCUGUUUAAGCAGGACAGGAUGAUUAUUAUUAAAAUUGUUUUUGAUCAUUCGGUUUUAUGUGUUGAUGUAGUUUGUGUGUAGCGGUCUGAUCAGGUAUCCAGUAUGUUCGCAGGUAGAGGACUGUUCAGGUUGGUGCCACGUGUGUGUGUGUGCAGGAAAGCUUCUCAGGUCACAGGCAGGCUGGUGUUAGGCAUCGAGACCAGCUGUGAUGAGACAGGAGCAGCUGUUCUGGACGAGACUGGGACAAUCCUGGGAGAAUCUUUACACUCACAGAAAGAAGUGCACUUGAAGUCAGGAGGGAUCAUCCCACCCGUCGCCCAGCGCCUCCAUAAAGAGAACAUUAGCAGAGUGGUGCAGGAGGCUUUGGACAGGAGUGGGGUUACAGCAGGAGAUCUCAGCGCCGUGGCCACGACGGUCAAACCGGGUCUGGCUCUGAGCCUCGGUGUCGGUUUACACUUCAGCAUGAGUUUCGUAAGGCAACAUGAAAAGCCCUUUAUCCCAAUCCAUCACAUGGAGGCCCACGCCCUAACCGUGAGGAUGCUCCAGCGGGUGGAGUUCCCCUUCCUGGUGCUGCUGGUGUCGGGGGGGCAUUCUCUCCUGGCGCUGGCGAGAGGCAUUGAUGAGUUCUUACUGUUAGGGCAAACGCUAGACGAGGCUCCAGGAGACACGUUGGAUAAGGUAGCGAGACGUCUGUCUCUCAUCAAGCACCCGAAGUGUCACAGCCUCAGCGGCGGACAAGCAAUCGAGCUUUUAGCGAAAGACGGAGACCGGCUGCAGUUCCAGUUCAAGUCCCCGAUGGGGCAGCAGUACGACUGCAACUUCUCCUUUGCCGGCGUUCGCAACCAAGUGACAAUAGCGAUAGACAAAAAGGAAAAGCAGGAAGGUAUUGAGCCAGGGCAGUUGUUGUCUUGUGUGCAGGACAUCGCCGCAGCAGCACAGCACACCGUCGCCUCGCACAUCGCCAAACGCACACACAGGGCCAUUCUGUUCUGCAAAGCCCGUGGCCUUUUACCACAAAACGACCCGACUCUGGUCGUAUCAGGAGGCGUAGCAAGCAACGAAUACAUCAGAGAGACACUGAGAAUCGUCACUGAUGCCACAGGAUUGCAGCUGCUCUGCCCUCCGGCUCAAUUCUGCACCGAUAACGGAGUGAUGAUCGCGUGGAACGGUGUGGAGAGACUAAAGGAGGGAAAAGGAAUAUUGUCACACACUCAGGACGUCAAGUAUGAACCCAAAGCGCCACUGGGCAGAGAUAUCUCUACAGACGUCAGAGAUGCUGCGAUCAAGCUUCCUGUGUUAAAACUAAAGAUAAAAAGCUAGACUUUUUCUUAUUCAGAAAAUAAAAAAAUCUGCAAAAAUA